AAAAAAACCCGGACUGGAGAGGUUGCGGACGCUGCACAGAGUUUUUGGAGACGGGCGCCCCCUCCUCGCCCGCGUCCAGCAGCAAAGUUGCAGCCACCCCUCCCCGCCCGGGCGAAGCCGAGCCCAGCUCUCCAGUUUCGCCCUGGUGGCGGCGGCGCUCAGGGCAGGGUCCCAGCUCCCGCCGGGGCCACGCUUCCCGCAGCCUUGGCACCGGCUCGCCCGCGGGUUCGUGGGCCCCGUGACUCGGGAGGGCGAGCCUCGGCCGGGAGGCGGCGGCGGCGGCGCCACCGACGGAGCGAGUAGCCGGAGGACGCACGGGCGGCGGCAGAGCCAGGUAUUUGAUCCCGAUGACCUCUAUUCCGGGGUCCAUUUCUCCAAGGUUCUGAGCACUCUCUUGGCUGUCAACAAAGCCACAGAAGAUCAGCUCACAGAGAGGCCAUGUGCGCGCUCCUCUUCUCUUAGUGCCGCUACUCCGGCUCAGACUACCCCCCAGGGAGCCGUUUCCAGCACACCUCCCGGGCCACCCGGACACUCCAAGGCAGCGGAGAUGACGGAAAACGGAAGUCAUCAGUUGAUAGUCAAGGCAAGAUUCAACUUCAAGCAGACUAAUGAAGAUGAGCUGUCAGUCUGUAAAGGGGACAUCAUUUAUGUCACUAGAGUUGAAGAAGGAGGCUGGUGGGAAGGCACAUUGAAUGGGCGAACAGGCUGGUUCCCGAGUAAUUAUGUUAGGGAAAUUAAAUCCAGUGAGAGACCACUCUCCCCCAAGGCUGUCAAGGGAUUUGAAACUACUCCACUUACCAAGAAUUAUUAUACUGUGGUGUUACAGAACAUCUUGGACACUGAAAAAGAUUAUGCUAAGGAACUUCAGACACUUCUUGCUACUUACUUAAGACCCCUGCAAGCCAAUAACAAUUUGAAUUCUGUGGAAUAUACAGCUUUACUGGGAAACUUUGAGGAAGUAUGUUCCUUUCAACAGACUCUCUGCCAAACCUUGGAAGAAUGUGCAAAGUUUCCAGAAAACCAACACAAAGUUGGAGGCUGUCUGCUGAACCUCAUGCCUCAUUUUAAGUCAAUGUAUCUGGCUUACUGUGCCAACCACCCUGCAGCUGUAAAUGUACUCACCCAGCACAGUGACGAACUGGAACGGUUUAUGGAAGGUCAAGGUGCGGCCAGUCCAAGCAUUCUUCUCUUAACCACCAGCCUCAGCAAACCUUUCAUGCGACUGGAAAAGUACGUUACACUCUUACAGGAGUUGGAAAGACACAUGGAGGAAAUGCAUCCAGACCAUCAAGAUAUUCUGAAAGCAAUCGUAGCAUUCAAAAAUCUCAUGGGAGAGUGCCAAGAUCUAAGAAAAAGAAAGCAGCUGGAGUUGCAGAUACUUUCGGAACCAAUUCAGGCAUGGGAAGGGGAGGAUAUUAAAACCCUGGGAAAUGUCAUCUUUAUGUCACAAGUAUUGGUGCAGUUCGGAACAAAUGAGGAGAAAGAGGAACGCUACCUUAUGUUAUUUCCAACUCUCUUGGUAAUGUUAUCUGCAAGUCCUCGGAUGAGCGGCUUUAUCUACCAGGGAAAAAUGCCAAUCACAGGAAUGACGGUGACCAGAUUAGAUGAAAUUGAAGGGAAUGACUGCACAUUUGAAAUCACAGGUAACGUAGUGGAGAGGAUUGUGGUCCAUUGCAACAACAACCAGGAUUUUCAGGAGUGGUUGGAGCAACUCCAAAGACUCAUCAGAGGACCACCCUCUAACACUUCAUUAACUAAGUCAUCAUCAUCAUCUUGUAGUACCCACUCCUCUUUUAGCUCCACUGGACAGCCCCGAGGACCCUUGGAGCCUCCUCAAAUUAUAAAACCAUGGAGUUUAAGUUGUCUGCGACCUGCUCCACCACUUAGACCAUCAGCAGCACUAGGUUAUAAAGAGAGGAUGUCUUAUAUCUUAAAGGAGUCGAGUAAAAGCCCCAAAACAAUGAAGAAGUUUCUCCACAAGAGAAAGACCGAAAGAAAGCCAUCCGAAGAGGAAUAUGUGAUUCGGAAAAGUACUGCUGCUCUGGAGGAGGAUGCUCAGAUUCUGAAAGUCAUCGAAGCCUAUUGUACCAGCACAAAUUUGCAGCCAGGCCACGGCGCAACAGCGACCCGCAAAGAUUCAAUUCCACAAGUCUUACUCCCUGAGGAAGAAAAAAUCAUCAUCGAAGAAACCAGAAGCAAUGGCCAGACCAUCAUUGAGGAAAAGAGCCUUGUUGAUACUGUUUACGCCUUGAAGGAUGAGGUCAAAGAACUGAAACAGGAGAAUAAGAGAAUGAAGCAGUGCCUGGAAGAAGAACUGAAAUCAAGAAAGGACCUAGAGAAACUGGUUCGGAGGCUGUUGAAGCAAACUGAUGAGUGUGGUCGUUCUGAAUCUGGUGGCAAGACCUCCAUUAUUCCAUAACCAUCACUGUGCUCCGAGACGGAGUGUCUUCAGGUCAUAAUGAAAUGUCCAGCUGAUUGAUUUGACUCAGUUUGCUCACUUCUUUGGUUCUUCUCUUCUUGCGCGUGCUCUCUCUCUCACACACAGUUUGCUUGAGUAUUGUUGAUUAGUUAUUGGUUGGUUUUCCCCAGGGGUAAAAGCAAGCAGUGUUGGUAGAAGUUGUCCAACAGACUAUUUCGUCCAAUGAGGAAAGGAAAGUGAAUGCAGGCAAAUGGCUUUGAUGGUCUUCCCACGGGCCUUUAAUUCACAGUGCCUUUGCCACAGCCAUUCCUCUGGUCACUCUUGUUAGACUGGCUGCUCUUCCAAAGCAGCUGGCCAUGGCUGAUUAAAUGUGAAUUUGACUUUUCCCCGACCUUUUUCUGUACCUAGAAGUCCCUCAGUACCUAAUGUACUGAAGGCGAUCUUUUUUUGAGCUAUGACUAGAGUAGCAUGAAAGGCAAAUUCUUUUGCCCGAUAUUCCUGCUGCCCUUCCCUAGACCACCACAUGCCAUCCCUCAGUGACACCUUUUACAAAAUCACUGCCUUGUGUUGUCUUUAAGACCAAGAAAGCAGUAGCACCCUCAUUCCUUUUGUGUCAAUUUCCAUUUUACUCCGUGGGGCAGAAGCUCUGGCAUUCCAUAUGGACACCAAACCCACGAGCAAAUUGCACUGACACCUCCGUCUUGGGCAGCAGAGAUGACCACAUGUUCUCAGUGCAUGAUGAGCUCUUUCCCUCACCUUCUCCCUCACGUGUAAGUGUUCUGCUUCCCCAGUGCUUUAAGCCAACCAUACCAAGCAGUGUGUAAACUAGUAAGCGUGUGCUUGGCUGACUCUUAAAAAUAUAGACUGAGCAGUUACUUUAUUUAUACCGAUUAUUCAAAUUGUGACUAUUCCUUCAGAGCACUCUGCAUUGGGAAGGCACGGCUGUCCACAGCCUCCUGAUUCUCCUGGCCACUCUCCCUUGCGUGUGGUAAGCAGCCUUUCUGCAUUCCAUGCAGAAGUGAGCUGUCCAAUUUGUAUACCCAGAUAGAAAGAGUGCCCUGAUAGCGGUGUGCCCUUUACUAGUUAAGGGUGACUACCAGAAUGGAUCUUACUCGAGUCACUCAUCCAAUCAAACCCUCACCUUUGUAUUUCAGAAAUUACAACUGUGAAAAUGUAGGUUUAGGAGAGUUCCUGAAGGGCGUAACACACCUAAAUUUGGCAAGUUGAAAGUUAGCCCAAAGCAUUGCAAGCCAUCCCUUUCUGAAGAACAGAUAAGAUUUGGCCGGCAGAUCAUUUCCCUCAAAAGAGAGGAAAAGGGCCAAUGGACUUCAUGAAGUUGUCUUCAGAUACGUUUGCUGAGUGCCUGUAAAUACAGAUUUUUUUGCAGGUGUUUUAGAAACCAAACUUAGAGUUUGAAACUCCCAGCUUGCUGAGAAGCCCUUUUUUUCUUUCUAGUUCUGGGGUUCUUAAGUUCCUGUAGAUACAUGGUACGGGGCUGUUGACUGCUUCAUGCAUGGCAGAAGUGACACCAUCCACAUGAAAUGGACUAUUCGAGCAGUUCACCAGCAGCCCAACCCCCUUCGGCGGUGUGUGGAAGCUGGGGAGUGAAGAGUUGAGGAUUGGCUGCUGUGCUGUUUAGAAGCACAGCCUCAGAUAUGCCAUCCUUCACUUACAAAUUUAUAAACUACACAGAUUGUAGCCUCUGCCCUAUCUGUGGUUAGUCAGUAGCUUGCUAUCUGUGCAGACUAUAUUCCUAGACAUCAUUUUUAUGAUGAUAAAAUACUUUAGUUGAUAAGGUAUAGGAUUGCUUAUAAUAUUGAAAGGCCUUUUUCUUUUCAAAUGGCGUGUACAUAUGCAUGUUUUGGGAACUUGACCCACCAGAUGAGAGGCCCCCUGAUUCUCUGGGUAAACAAGCUUGUGCAAAGUGGCAUUCACGCUCACACACUAAACAAUAAUAUUAAGGAAACGAAGCCAUGUUAACCUAAGAGCAGCGUCUCCAUAGUUGUGUUGUUUACAAUCCUCUGUCAGUGGGUUCCUCUGCCCUUAGCGGACCGUGAGUUCUUCUUCUGUCAUGUCCCUUCUUAACACGAGCUCAAAUUUUCUAACUUGUUUUUAUUUUGAAGACUUUUAAAAUGGACAUUUUCAAUAAAUAAAAAAAUAAAUGCUUU
Molecule: messenger RNA, 4587 nt
Organism: Sorex araneus (European shrew)
Lineage: Eukaryota; Metazoa; Chordata; Mammalia; Eulipotyphla; Soricidae
Product: rho guanine nucleotide exchange factor 6
Exons: 21
Coding region: 548-2419 (623 amino acids)
Biological process (GO): intracellular signal transduction
Molecular function (GO): guanyl-nucleotide exchange factor activity; protein binding
Source: RefSeq, a predicted model, not a curated record